Molecule: messenger RNA, 1035 nt
Organism: Diospyros lotus (date-plum)
Lineage: Eukaryota; Viridiplantae; Streptophyta; Magnoliopsida; Ericales; Ebenaceae
Exons: 2
Coding region: 93-812 (239 amino acids)
Biological process (GO): mitochondrial proton-transporting ATP synthase complex assembly
Cellular component (GO): mitochondrial membrane
Source: RefSeq, a predicted model, not a curated record
UACCUUAUAAACCCUCGGUUUUCCGUCUUCAUCUUCACAAUCCCGCCUCCUCGUCGCCUGCUGUCAUCAUCGGAUUUCUGAAACUUGAGGAAAUGGCUCUACUUCACAUGGUUCGAUCGCAGGCCUCUCGUCAUCUCAAAUCCACAAGCUACAGCUCAGGUUAUAAUUGUCAUAGGUUUCAAACAUGGUUACAGUCCCCGGCUGUCAAAACCAACCUCACCUCUGCUACACCACUUGCCAUUGCACAGAAAAGAUGGGCGUCUCAGUCCGCUGCAGCAGAAGAUGAUGGCAAGAUCAGCAUAGGACCUCGUGGAGGGGGAGAAGCUGGGGAUGAUGAUAAGGACUCGGGGGUUGUUUACUAUGGUCCAAUAUCAAAUACCAUAAAGAAAGUGAAACUUCUCUCUCUGUCCACCUGCUGCCUAUCUGUUUCUUUAGGCCCCGUCAUAACAUUCAUGACAUCUCCAGACAUGAAUGUGAUCCUGAAGGGCGCAGUGGCUUCUUCGGUUAUAUUUGUAAGUGCUUCUACUACUGCUGCACUUCACUGGUUUGUGAGCCCUUAUAUUCACAAGCUCAGAUGGAAACCUGGUUCAGACAGCUUUGAGGUAGAGAUGAUGUCGUGGCUGGCAACAUAUAUUCCUAAAACCAUAAAGUUCGCCGAUAUCAGGCCGCCUCAGACGAAUAGGCCCUUUGUGACAUUUAAAGCUAAUGGGAACUUCUAUUUUGUCGACAGUGAGCACUGUCAUAACAAGGCUUUGUUAGCGAGGCUCAAUCCACAGAAAUUAAAUCAGGGGUCGGCGUUUAAGAAUUUAUGAUGGGAAAAUUUUUGACGGGAAAGUGGCUGAACUAUAUUAUGCACCAUAGUUUUUCCUUAAUUUUGACAAUCCUAUGUUUAUGUUUGUGUUGACAAGAUGAACUCAACCCUGUGAGGAAGAGGCUCUCCUGCAUGUUAUCUUGUUGAGCUUAGUUUCUGCCUUGGCUUUUCAGGUAUUUUUUUGUUAUAUAUGCAUACUUGUUUCUGUUCUUUCAUUUUAGAAA